AUGAGUGCUAUAAAUAAUGGCAAUAAUAAUAAUAAUGAUUUGUCAUUAAAUUUACAAGCUUUAGAUCUAAAUAAUCAACAUCAACAACAAUCUACAAGUAAUAAAAAAAGGUCAAGAAGAGCUUUUCAUACAGAAUUUAAUUCACCUGCAUCAAAUACUCCUUUACAAAGUCAAUCUCCAAUAUUACCGCAACAACUGCAGCAACAAUAUCAACAAUUUCAACAACCCCAGCAACAAUUUCAACAUCCUCAAAAUCCUCAGAAUCCUCAAAAUCCUCAACAAGCUAAUUAUCCGUCAAUUGAUCAGUCCUAUAAUCAACAAUCUCAACAACAUAAAUCUAAUUCAACUUCAACAGUUCCUUCACUACUGGAUCAUAGAUAUUCAGAACAAUUGGCAUAUUCAACUCCAGAUAGUCAAGGUAAUUACAAAUCAUUUGAAACAUUUUCUCAAACAGUUCCACCAGAUUCUACAAUUCAAUUUCAUGUAACAGAUCAAGGUACUGCAUCUUCAAAAUUCAUUAGAUCAACAAUGUAUUACGUACCAGAAACUGAAAAAUUAAGACUGACCACGAAAUUACCCAUGGCAGUCACUAUAAGACCUUUUGCACCUCAAUUGUCAUCUGAAAAACCUAUUGAAACUAUAGAAUUUCAUAGUAACACACCAUUGACUAAAGAUAAUAAUAACAAUUCACUAAAUAUGGGGCCAUUAAGAUGUCAUAGAUGUAGAGCAUAUGUUAAUCCUUCAAUGCAAUUCACUCACAAUCAAAGAUUUAUUUGUAAUAUAUGUCAAUUUCCAAACAAUUCAGUACCUAAUGAUUAUGCAUCAUUAUUAGAUGCUCGAGGGUAUAGAGCUGAUAAAUUUAUAAGACCCGAAUUACAUCAAAGUGUUUAUGAUAUCAAAGUACCGAAAGAAUAUAAUUUUGGUGGUGAUGAUAAAAUUUCAGAAUCAUUACAUGUGGUGUAUUUAAUAGAUAUAACUGAAAAUAGUAUAAAACAAAAUUUGCCAACAUUAGUUUCUGAAUCGAUUAAAAACUCAAUUUUCAAUUCAGAUAUGCAAUCAGUCAAGAUUGCAAUUAUAGCAUUUGAUAAAAGGUUACAUUUUUUUAAUUUAUCUUCAAAACUUGAUAAAACUCAAAUUUCAAUAUCUUCAGAUUUAGAUGAUCCAUUUGUCCCAUUUGAUGAAGGAUUCUUUGUCAAUCCAGAUGAAAGUCAGUUUGUCAUAGAAGAUGCGUUAUAUUAUCUUGAAAACUUACCUAAUUCGCAAGAUAAAGUGUUUGAUUUAGAGCCAUGUUUUGCAGUAGCUUGUAAGACUGCUGGAUUAGCUUUGGGCAUGCACGGUGGUGGUAAAAUUAUAUCAGUAUUAAGUAAUUUACCAUCUUGGGGACCAGGUGGAUUAAAAUACAAAGAUAAUAAAGCCGUAGGUAGAACCCCUUCACCUGAAGUUGAAAAAAGAAUCUUUUUACCUGAUAAUGAAUUUUAUAAGAAUAUGACCAAAGAAUUUGUUGAAAAAAGUAUUGGUGUUGAUCUUCAUGUUGUAUCUCACACACCAGUGGAUUUAUCAAAUUUGGGAUAUUUAGUAUCAACAACUGGUGGUGAAAUUACAAGAUGGACAAAUUUAAACUACGAAAGAGAUGGCAGAUUAUUCAUUGCAAAAUUUAAGAAUUCUUUGAUUAAUAUAUCUGGUUAUCAAGGGCAAUUAAAAUUACGUAGCUCAAAUGGUUUACAAGUGGCACAAUACUACGGAACGUCGUCAUCAAAUAAGGAAACCACUAUUGGUGGAUCGAUUCAAGAUCCUAUAAUACCCAUUUUGAAUAAAGAUCAGACGUUUACCGUUUUGCUAACCUAUGAUGGUACUUUAAGUCGUAAAUUAGAUUGUCAUUUUCAAGUUGCAUUAUUAUAUACUGACAUAACUGGUCAAAGAAAAGUACGAGUUAUAAAUUUAGUUCUAGCAGUUACAAAUAAAUUAGAAGAAGUUUUCCAUUUUACUGAUGAAAAUGCUAUUGUAACAACUAUAGUCAGGGAUACAUUAUCAUUUUUAGGUGUUCAAACUUUAAAUGAAUUAAGAGAAUCUUUAAAUAAUAAAUUAGUUGAUAUUUUCACUCAAUAUAGAGCAAUGAAUGAAUAUGGUCAUAAUAAAUCAAAAACAUUUACAAAUAGAUUAUUAUUUCCAGAAUCAUUGAAACAUUUGCCUAUUUAUUUUUUAAGUUUUUUAAAAACUAAUGCUAUAAGGUCAACUACAGGUAUAAGUGCAGACGCUAGACUAGUUGAUUUGUUUAAUAUGUUGAACAUGCCGGUUGAAAGGUUGAUGUAUCAUUUGUAUCCUUCAUUAAUUGAAUUGCAUUCUUUGAAUCCUGAAGAAGGUUUGAUUGAUGAUGUUACUGGAUUCACAAGCAUACCUGUAUAUAAAGAUUUGUCAAUUACAAAUUUGGAUCGUGGUGUAUAUAUAUUAUGUGAUGGCACUAGAGUUUAUAUGUGGAUUGAUCCUCAAUCAAAUAUUAUGUUAAUCAAAGACUUGUUUGGUGAUCAGUACGAAACCGUUGAAGAAUUAGAUGCAUUCAUAGAUGAAUUACCAGAAUUACCAUCAGAAAUAUCAAUACAAGCAAGAAACUUAGUUGAAUUUUUAAACAAAUUCAUAAUAGGUGUAGAUUCAUCAUCAAUACAAUUAGUAAGAAAAGGAAUUGAUGGAUUUGAACAUUCUUUCAAAGAGUUAUUAAGAGAUGAUAGUUUAGGUGGUGCAUUAAAAGCAUCAAAUGGUCCAAGUUUUAGCGAAUAUUUAAGUAGUUUACACAAAGCUAUUAAAGUUCAAUUAGAUAGUGAUAAAGCUUCUAAAAAUAUUAGACAAUCAAUUUCAAAUGUUGAACAUGAUACUGAAACUUUAGCUCAAAGAUUCAUUAAUUUUUAA
Messenger RNA from Lodderomyces jiufengensis, 2901 nucleotides. RefSeq lists its product as uncharacterized. The record is from RefSeq and is a predicted model, not a curated record. Bases 1 to 2901 code for a protein of 966 amino acids. The transcript has a single exon. Gene Ontology annotation, cellular component: endoplasmic reticulum exit site; COPII vesicle coat. Gene Ontology annotation, biological process: endoplasmic reticulum to Golgi vesicle-mediated transport; COPII-coated vesicle cargo loading; intracellular protein transport. Gene Ontology annotation, molecular function: SNARE binding; zinc ion binding. Lineage: Eukaryota; Fungi; Ascomycota; Pichiomycetes; Serinales; Debaryomycetaceae.